Molecule: messenger RNA, 399 nt
Organism: Caenorhabditis angaria
Lineage: Eukaryota; Metazoa; Nematoda; Chromadorea; Rhabditida; Rhabditidae
Source: the annotation of a GenBank genome assembly
AUGCAAAUUCAACUAAUCCCGAAUGAGAAUGGUGUGAAAGAAUGGAUGGCGAUCGAAUUGCACGGCACAAUUACUCCACAAAACGGCGAAUUCGACGAAAAAACCCUCGGAACCAUAUGUUGGUGUGGGAAGAGUGUUUUCAUGAUUAUUGGAAAUCAGACAUUAGAGGGAAAGGUGAGUUUUUCGAAAAUUUAGAGUUCUGUAGCCAGUGGAAGAUUUUUUUAGAUCACAAAAAUCGAUCGACCUCUUCUAGUUCUUCACAAAUCGCAAAACCCCGAAGAUGUCAUGAUUCCGGACGAAAAAAUCGCGCGCGUCGAAGCUAUUGUGCGACAAAAAUUGAUUUUCAAAAUUCGCCCACGACCUUUGGUAAUUUCUGCAACUUCUGUGCCUGUACAAUAA